GUUGUGCACCGCUUGUUGAAUGCAGGAUACGCGCGGCCCGAGCGUCUAUUCCAAGUUCAGCUUUGAAGCUUCAGCCUGCAAGGAGCGAGGACUCCACUCUGUUACCGAGAUGAAGUCUGCAGAAGAAGAUGCAUUCAGCUACACACCAAAUGUCACGCUAUCCCUUCCACUGGGCAUGGGCAACCCGUGUCUGGCUACCCAGUACCACACCUUACAGUCCAGUCCGAUCAUCUCCGUCACAUCUUGUCACCAGACAGGCUACAACUUCCAGAAUGACAACCAUGUGGCAUCAGGUUAUUACUUGCCUCAUGGCCUGAGACCAAACGGAGCUCCGGCCCUGGAAAGUCCUCGCAUUGAAAUCACCGCCUACAGUCAGUGUCCUGAGGACGAAGUGGAAGACAGCAACAGAGAAGACCACAUCAUCAAAAGAGGUGUUAACUCCAUUGUGACGCUGACACUGCCCAGUGCAGAUGGCUACCGUGAUCCCAGCUGCCUCAGUCCUGCCAGCAGCAUUUCUUCACGCAGCUGUAACUCCGAAGCCUCUUCAUACGAGUCCGGCUUUUACAAUUAUGACAACUCCGCACAGAAUUCUCCCUGGCAGUCUCCCUGCGUUUCUCCCAGAGGGUCCUCACUUUUGUCUUGCCCGCAUGCCAGCGGGCCCGCAGCCUCACCUCACAAUUCGCCUUCCAACUCCCCUCAGAUCGGAGCUGUGGCCGAGGAAGGCUGGCCGGCUCAGCUUCGUAGCUCCAGGCCGAACUCCCCUUCCUUCAAUGGCGGAGGCAACAACAACAGCAGCAGUGCCGGUGUGGGGAAGAGAAAGUACAGCUUCAAUGAUGCUCCCUACCACCAGACAUCUUGUUCACCCCACCAGUCUCCUAUUCCCUCCCCCUACGGCUCCCCCAGAGUCAGUGUCACGGAUGAGAACUGGCUGGCCAACGCCAACCAAUACACCAACUCUGCCAUUGUGGCCGCCAUCAAUGCUCUAACCACAGAUGGAGUGAUAGAUAUGGGAGAGGGAAUCCCGAUUAAGACACGUAAGACCAUGGUAGACCAUUCAUCGUCCAUGGGCCUCAAGGUGGAGCCUGGUGGCGAGGAGCGAGGCCACGAGGCGGAGCUCGGCCAUGAGGACUAUCCUUCACGCCUCGUCCUGAAGAAGGAGAACUACUGCGGGGGGUUCUUAGAGGUGCCUCAGCAUCCCUACUCUUGGUCUAAACCCAAGCCCUACCUAAGCCCAUCUUUGCCAGCACUUGACUGGCAGCUUCCAUCCUGCUCUGGCCCAUACAGCUUACAGAUCGAGUUACAGCCCAAGUCUCACCACAGAGCCCACUAUGAAACUGAAGGCAGCCGUGGGGCAGUGAAGGCUCUAUCUGGAGGUCACCCGGUUGUGCAGCUUUAUGGCUACAUGGAAAGCGAACCGCUCACCCUCCAGCUGUUCAUAGGCACCGCAGACGACCGCCUCCUGCGACCACAUGCCUUCUACCAGGUCCAUCGCAUCACUGGCAAGACGGUCUCCACCGCGAGCCAUGAAGUCAUGCAAUCCAACACCAAAAUCCUGGAGAUCCCUCUGCUGCCUGAAAACAACAUGCGAGCCAUAAUUGAUUGUGCAGGCAUCCUUAAGCUGCGCAACUCGGACAUUGAGCUUCGCAAAGGGGAAACAGACAUCGGACGUAAAAACACUCGCGUGAGGUUGGUGUUCCGGGUGCACAUCAACCAGCCCAACGGCAGGACUGUUUCCUUACAAGCCUCCUCCAACCCCAUUGAAUGUUCCCAGCGCUCAGCACAGGAGCUUCCCUUGGUAGAGAAGCAGAGCAUGGACAGCUACCUUGCUACUGGAGGAAAAAUGAUUGUCCUGAGUGGUCUCAAUUUCCAACCUGACUCGAAGGUGGUGUUUGUGGAGAAGGCGCAGGAUGGUCAUCAUCUGUGGGAAACAGAAGCCAAAGUUGACAAAGACUCCGUCAAAUCUAAUACACUUUUUGUUGAGAUCCCACCAUACCGGAACCAGAGAAUAGCUAACCCGGUGCAGGUAAACUUCUACGUGUGCAAUGGCAAGAGGAAGAGGAGCCAAUAUCAGCAAUUCACCUACCUUCCUCCCAAUGUGCCAAUGAUAAAGACAGAACCCAGUGAUGACUAUGACUCUUUGGGGACUUCAGCGCUGCCAAUGCAUUCAAAGUCCUACUUCAGUCAUCCCAGACUUAAUCCCAUCUUGCCUGUUGCCAAUCACGAUGUCUGUCUGGCUGGUGGCUACCCUCCCUGUCCUUCUGUCAAUGCUGCCAUGCCGUCAACGUCACCCAAUCCCAGCCCAACCUUGCAUGACCUCUCCCCUGUGGCAUACAACAAGUGCCUGCCCAAUAGUCCAACCCAAACAGUACCUCCAGGUCAGAUGGUGACCACCUUCCCAGAGACCAAUGGCAGGCCAAUCCUUACCCACCCAGCAUCUCCUGACCACAGCUCUCCCCUAGGUAUGCUCCAAACUCAGGGAAGCCCCGGUCACCUCAACAGCCCAGGAACCCAGGGAUUCCACCCUGUCUAUGCCAACAGCAGCCCUUCAUCCUCCCCAGCCUCCCAUGCCUCUACUCCUGGUGGGCCUGCGGAGAGUCCAUUUAUUCAGGCCUACAGCCCCAGCCAGGCCCAGGCAGGAGCAACCUCAGCUCAGGCUGGCGGGAACUCACCAAGUCUGCUUCACGAGGACUCCAGCUCACCUGCCAUUGCCAUCACCGUCAAACAGGAACCCCAGGAGCUGGACCAGAUUUACCUAGAUGAUGUUAACGAGAUCAUCAGGAAUGACCUUUCCAGCAUUUCCGUGCACACUCACGCGUAGACGUCCUGAAGCGCUGCAGCAAACACACAAAUAACAUCAUCAACACAUCAGAAGGAGAUCCAGCAGACGAAGAAGAACAACCACCACGACCAGGAUCUCCCAUCUGACCGAUGAUCAUCGCUCUUGCUCAAAGACAAGUCGACAUCUCUAUAAUAUGUUGAUAAGUAAAUACAGUAUGUCAUAUUGUACACAUUGGAAAUGUAUAAAGGGGCGGAAUGUGCUCUUUAGUGGACCAAACAGUUUACUGAGAAUUACUGACAAUCUUCUUUUGGAGUGUGAUGCUUUUUGUCCUCGCUUGGACAAGCCGAUGGCACAAUUGUCUCGCUUCGUGACUAUUUUCACUGUGCCUUACUUGUUAGUGAAGGCCAGCAGCAGAAGCAAAUGAUGGUCAAUUAUAACCCAAAGUUUUAUAUAUGACACUUUUGUAUCAUUUGAUGAUUUUGUUUACAAAGAAAACGGACAAAUGUUGGAAAUGACGUCGGGAUCGAAUAGUCUUUUUUUUCUCAUCCUUUUUUUCUCAAUGUCAUAUUUAUACUGAAUGUUGUUGUAUUAUUUUAUAAGGACAUAUUUGAAAAUCUGCCUUAUGCUUAUUCUACUAAGUUAGCUUAUCAGCAUUUCUUUCCCAAUAUAUUCUUGCUUACUUACAUUUUUACAACCCUUCUUUAUGCUUUCACCUUAGUGCCUGUUUCAUCAUGCCCAGUCUUCCACCAGACCAUGACAUUGUGACGCACAGACAAUCAUCGAACAUCACAUAAUCCAGAUAUCAUAUUUCUAAUUCAACAAUGGUAUACUUACCUGCUGAAUUCACACUACGUUAUCCUGAAGCAAUUCAGUCUGUUACUGCUCGCUCUGCAGGUGUAAAUAAACUAAAACGAUCAUUCAAGUGUUGCCAGCAUUGGUAAUUCAAAUGAAGACCUGGCAGGACUGUUACUUCCAAGUUCCACCUGGCAAUAAUUGAUCUGUGCAAACCAAAGCAUUUUAUCUUUGGUGAAAUUAUUGUCCAGGUUUGUCUUUUCAGUGCCCCCUCCCCAUCCCCCAGU
Molecule: messenger RNA, 3858 nt
Organism: Nerophis lumbriciformis (worm pipefish)
Lineage: Eukaryota; Metazoa; Chordata; Actinopteri; Syngnathiformes; Syngnathidae
Product: nuclear factor of activated T-cells, cytoplasmic 1-like
Biological process (GO): calcineurin-NFAT signaling cascade; cytokine production; regulation of transcription by RNA polymerase II
Cellular component (GO): transcription regulator complex
Molecular function (GO): RNA polymerase II cis-regulatory region sequence-specific DNA binding; DNA-binding transcription factor activity, RNA polymerase II-specific; transcription factor binding
Source: RefSeq, a predicted model, not a curated record